Molecule: messenger RNA, 2801 nt
Organism: Gossypium raimondii (Peruvian cotton)
Lineage: Eukaryota; Viridiplantae; Streptophyta; Magnoliopsida; Malvales; Malvaceae
Product: ABC transporter G family member 22
Exons: 11
Coding region: 556-2673 (705 amino acids)
Cellular component (GO): membrane
Molecular function (GO): ABC-type transporter activity; ATP binding; ATP hydrolysis activity
Source: RefSeq, a predicted model, not a curated record
GGCAAUUUAUGCAUUUAGCGCAUGUCUGAACCCUUUUUCUCGUGUUUCCUCUUGAAUUUUGACUUUCUCUUCAGUAAUGAUCAGUGAGUUUAUAGGCUUCCUAACAAAUAUUUAAUUAAUUCUUGAAACGGGUGAGCAAUUUAUGAGGAAUGAAAGAAAUUGAGGGGAAUAGGUUCAAUUCCUGCAUUGUAGGCAUGCUUUCUCUUCUAUAAGGAAAUUAAAUAGUAGAGGACAAUUCCCUGUUUAUUGCGACUGUCAUUGUUUCGGACAGCUUCAUGAGCCUUCUUACGACGCAACAUUUAUAUGUUUUUUUUGCCUACAUAAUCUUCGGGAUUACUUAACAUUCUCCUAGAGUCCCAUUCCACGAGAUCUGAUCAGCUAAAUCGUAUUUCAUAAAUCAUAACCCUGUCACUUUGUCUGCAAGUUUCAUUCCCUCUUGGCUUUCAUUUCCAUUUUCCUCAGUUUCUAGUGGUGAUGGAAGGGAAGUAGUACUCUGAGUGUCAAAUUCAGAAUUUCGAGGAUUCAAAGGUGGCAGUGACUGAGAAGGAUCCGAUCAUGAGGAUUAAGCAGCCAGGAGAUGAAAUACAAGAAGGGGUGCAUGGCUGUGAGGAGAAAACAACAAGCGAAACCAAGUCAUGGAGCACCGGAUUCUUGGUGAAUAUGGAGAGCACGGUUGCUGAGAUAGAUUGUGUUAGUAUAGGAGUUUCCAGCAAUGAUAUAGACUUAUCUGUCUUAUAUCCUGAUAGCUCAUCUCUACCAAUUAUGGCGAGUCUGUCUGAGGCAGAUGAUGAAGAAUCAGAAUUGCACACUUGGAAGAAAUUAGGAUUCGAGCCUACAUUACCAAUAUGUCUAAAGUUUGAAGAUGUCACAUACAAGGUACCAGUUAAAGGUGAGAAAACCCCCGAUGCGAACAAGUACAUACUUCAUGGAAUAACUGGAUUGGUACAUCCAGGAGAGGUUCUUGCUCUGAUGGGACCAUCAGGAGGUGGAAAGACAACUCUUCUUAAUCUACUCAGUGGAAGAAUAAAGUUGGAUAGUGGUACCAUUACUUACAAUAAUCAACCGUAUUCCAAGUCACUCAAAUGGAGGAUUGGCUUUGUACUCCAAGAUGAUGUUGCCUUCCCUCAUCUUACAGUCAAGGAAACUCUAACAUAUGCAGCUCUGCUCCGUCUCCCAAAUACCUUAACCAUGCAGCAGAAGAAGGAAAGGGCUACUUAUGUCAUUAGCGAGCUAGGCCUUGAAAGGUGCCAAAAUACAGUGAUUGGUGGCACAUUUUUUAGGGGAAUUUCUGGUGGUGAAAGGAAAAGGGUCUGCAUUGCCAAUGAAAUUCUUCUUAAUCCAUCACUUCUAUUAUUAGAUGAACCAACAUCAGGUUUGGAUUCAACAACUGCUCUUCAAAUUGUUAAGAUGUUACGAAACAUUGCACGGUCUGGAAAGACAGUGGUGACUACAAUACAUCAGCCAUCUAGUAGACUAUUUAGUAAGUUUGACAAGCUGAUUCUCUUGGGUAAAGGCAGUUCCUUGUACUUUGGCAAGGUUUCGGAUGCCAUGCUAUAUUUCUCUUCAAUGGGCUGUUCUCCAUUGAUAGCCAUGAAUCCAGCAGAAUUUCUUAUUGAUUUGGCAAAUGGGAACAUAAAAGACAAAUCAGUUCCAUCAGAUUUGGAAGACAAGUUUUUCCCUAGAAACAACAGCCUUGAUAUGAAACAUGGAGAGCUUUCCCAAGUUGAUGUCCAUGAGUAUCUGGUGGAAGCCUAUGCAGUGAAGGAAGCCAAGUUGGGGAAGACAAAGCUCAUAAAACCCCUACUGAUAGAUGCUGAACCUAGGAUGAAGGCAAGGUCGAGUACAAUGGAAUGGGGAGCAACGUGGUGGGAUCAGUUCUCAAUUCUUUUUCGAAGGGGGCUUAAGGAGAGACGCCAUGAAUACUUUAGCUGCAUACGUAUAACGCAAGUUUUUUUAACUGCUAUAGUCAUGGGUUUACUGUGGUGGCGUUCUGAUGCCUCCUCUCCUAAAGGACUUCAGGAUCAGGCAGGGCUGUUAUUCUUCAUUUCGGUGUUUUGGGCAUUCUUUCCAAUGUUUACUGCCAUUUUCACAUUCCCUCAAGAGAGAGUGAUGCUAGCUAAGGAAAGAUCUGUAGGCAUGUAUAGGCUUAGUGCCUAUUUGUUAGCCAGAAUGACCAGUGAUCUUCCUUUGGAUCUCAUCUUGCCUUUAGUGUUCCUUGUGAUUGUCUAUCUCAUGGCAGGCUUGAAGUCAACAUUUACAGCAUUUUCACUAACAAUGCUUACAGUUUUCUUAAGUGUUGUUGCCGCCCAGGGCCUUGGCCUUACUAUAGGAGCGGCAUUCAUGGAUGUAAAGAAAGCCUCAACUCUGGCUUCUGUUAUCAUCAUGACUUCCAUGUUAUCUGGUGGAUUCUUUAUCCAGAAAGUUCCAGUUUUUAUGUCAUGGGUACGAUACAUCUCAUUUACAUAUCAUACAUAUAGGCUGUUACUGAAGAUCCACUAUGGUUGCUCAACCGGUUUGGAUGCUGAAUCAAGUUCAUCAUGUAAGUCCCCUUUCAAAGGAUUGAGACUCGAUUGGGAUGGCAUGGAAGUUGGUACCAUGGUAGCCAUGACCGUCGGAUAUCGGAUACUAGCCUAUGCUUUCUUAAGGAGAAUGAAGUUAAUGACAAUAAAUUAGUCUAGAUUUUUCAACAAUCUUGACUUGUGAACAUCAGCUUUAUCGAGCCAAUAAGUAGGAUUAAAAGAAAAGGUUCACGUUGUAAAAAAAAAAUCCUUAAUAAGUUGAAAUUGAUGAAUUUCACUUCA